AUGGGAGCACCCAAAACGAGCAGAUCAAAUGUGGACACCGAAUCGAAGCGGGCUGCAAGCCUGGCCCGCAAGAGAGCCCGGGACAGACGGGCACAGCAAGCCAUGCGAGAUCGGGCCAAAGGCGAGGUGGAAACGUUGAGGAAACAAUUUACUGAGUUGAUGCACCACCUGACCGAGCGCGAGGGCAGCUUCUCCCGGGAUUUGUUGCGAUGCAUGGACGAGAAUGAUGAGCUGAGGCGACAACUGGCCGAAUUGAGACAGAAGAAGGCUCGAUCCGAUCUUCUGCCCGACCCAGCAGGCAUGAUCCGGUGGAAAAGAACGAAUUCCUUCUGUGUCGACUUCUCUGUCCUGGCCGCUUUAGCAUCGCCCGAUCUAGUGUCCUCGCCAUUCUCGCCGCCUCUGGAAACCGCCACAGCCCUGGCCCCCUCCCCCUGGGACAGUCACUCUCAAUCGCCGACGCUACCUCUAGGACAGGGACGGGAAGCCGACCGUCUCCAGCUGCCCUUGCACGUUCCACCAACUUGCCCCAGCGACCGAAUCAUGCAGCCUUUCAUCCACGAAACACAGCUGCUGGUGCGAGAGAUUCCGACAGGUGCCACAUCAGCAUCAGCAUCAGCAUCAACAGCAUCGUGGAAAUCGACUUCCCCCGCCUCGCUAGCGGUAAUCCAAACUGCCAUCACGAGAGUUGCCGGCGACGUUCUCUUAACAUACCCUCAAAUUGACACACUCCCAAAGAAACUUGCCUGUCUCUAUGUCAUAUCGACCGUGUUGAAUUGGCUUAUCUACGGGACCCAUGAGUCCUUUGAACGAAUGCCACGCUGGCUCCGUCCCACCAAGACUCAACUCGAGGUCCCGCACCCGGCGUGGAUUGACCGUAUACAGUGGCCCUACGUGCGCAAUUACCUGAUCAAUAACUACCGCCAAGUCACUUUUGACGACUAUUCGGAUGCCUUUUCCCUCGCCUUUUCCGUGAACUGGCCCUACCCGGACAACACGCUUGUCCUAGAGGACACUGGGCCAGGCCUAGCCUCGAAGCGGUACUUCUUGAACCCGGUCUUCGAGGCGCACAUCCGCGACCUGAACAAUUGGAUUGUUGGACCGCGGUAUUGGCAGGUCUACGCAGACCUGCGUGGGGCGUACGACAGUAGUAGAAGGGAUUUUGGGAAUCGUGCGACUUCGCCCUCCUCCUCAGGCCCCUUCUCUUUCUCUGUGCCAUAA
Messenger RNA from Capronia epimyces CBS 606.96, 1218 nucleotides. RefSeq lists its product as uncharacterized. Lineage: Eukaryota; Fungi; Ascomycota; Eurotiomycetes; Chaetothyriales; Herpotrichiellaceae. The record is from RefSeq and is a predicted model, not a curated record. The transcript is spliced from 3 exons. The coding region runs from base 1 to 1218 and encodes 405 amino acids.